Brienomyrus brachyistius is the source of this 6917-nucleotide messenger RNA. Its product is annotated as epidermal growth factor receptor-like. The record is from RefSeq and is a predicted model, not a curated record. Gene Ontology annotation, biological process: cell surface receptor protein tyrosine kinase signaling pathway; cell differentiation; protein phosphorylation. NCBI's taxonomy places the organism in Eukaryota, Metazoa, Chordata, Actinopteri, Osteoglossiformes, Mormyridae. The coding region runs from base 595 to 4035 and encodes 1146 amino acids. Gene Ontology annotation, cellular component: signaling receptor complex; basal plasma membrane. The transcript has 28 exons. Gene Ontology annotation, molecular function: epidermal growth factor receptor activity; ATP binding; epidermal growth factor binding.
GUCCUGCCCCCUCCCUGGGCGUGGGGGGAAUCUCCUGCGUGGUCAGAUUUAGCAUAUCGCAAUGAGCUGUCAAACUUCAAGGAAGAAAGUCGUAUCUGAGUCGGCAGCCUACAUUCCCUCUCAUUUCCAGGGGACACCUCCUGGGGAGAAGCCACUCGGCUCGCACAUUUCGCACAGACUUUUCCCAGAUAAAUAUUUUCACAACUGGAGAAAAGGAAUGAACAUGCAGGGAAAAGCCGCCGCGAUGCGUUUUGACAUUGAGAUUAUACUCGUGGUGAUUCUUGCCGCUGGUUCCUGCGCACUACCGGACAAAAAGGGUUGGAAAGGGAACCUGCAGACGCAUGGCCUGGCAGGAUUUGGGCUUGACACCCUCGGUGUAGACGGGGACAUGGCGGGGCCCAGGAAAGGGACGUCGCACAUAAUCAGGGAGAACAACUGCAGGGAUGGAGGGAUGCAAUAAAUUCUCAAAAAGGAUCUUCAUUGAACCCAGGCAGGCCCACUGACUGAUCUUCUUCUUGUUUAUUUUGCCAGGGAAUCAACAACAAGCUGACGCUCUUGGGGACACCAGAUGACCACUACAGGAACCUUGUGAGGAUGUACAGCAACUGCACCGUAGUGCUGGAGAACCUGGAGAUCACCUACACUGAGGAUUACCACGAUCUGUCUUUUCUCCAGACAAUCCAGGAGGUGGGUGGCUACGUGCUAAUCGCCCUCAACAAGGCAGCCAACAUCCCACUGGACAACCUGCGGAUCAUAAGAGGCCACACCCUCUACGAAGACAUGUUCGCCCUGGCUGUCAUGUCCAACUACGAGAAGCAGGUCACUACAAAGACGCAGAAUUUCACCAAGGGAGUGAGGGAGUUGUCACUGAGGAGCCUCACGGAGAUUCUAAAAGGGGGUGUGAAAGUGACCCGCAACCAUUUGCUGUGUAACGUGGAGACAAUUCAGUGGUAUGACAUCGUGGACAAGAACAGCAAUCCAGCCAUGGAGUUAAUAUUAGAGAAUAACAGCCAACACUGUGAAAAGUGUGACCCUGGCUGCUCCAAUGGAUCGUGCUGGGCACCAGGCCCAGAAAACUGUCAAACCUUCACCAAGCUAAACUGCGCGGAACAGUGCUCCCGGAGGUGUAAGGGCCCCAAGCCCAGUGACUGCUGCAAUGAGCACUGUGCUGCAGGAUGCACUGGACCCAGACCGACAGACUGCCUGGCUUGCCGAGACUUCCAAGAUGACAGUACAUGCAAGGACACUUGCCCCCCCCUCAUGCUGUAUAACCCUAACACUCACCAGCUGGUCGUCAAUCCAGACAGGAAGUACAGCUUCGGGGCCACCUGUGUUAAGGAUUGUCCACAUAACUACGUGGUAACUGAUCAUGGGGCCUGCGUUCGAACAUGCAGCGCAGACAUGUACGAGGCCGACGAGAAUGGGGUCCGAAAGUGCAAGAAAUGCGAUGGGCCGUGUCCCAAAGUGUGCAGUGGGCUGGGAAUGGGCCCGCUAACUGGAGUUUUGUCAAUCAACGCAUCAAAUAUAGACUCUUUCAGAAACUGCACCAAGAUUAACGGAGAUGUUUCUAUCAUUUCAACCACAUUCAAUGGUGACAGCUACACCAAAACACCGAAACUAGAUCUCUCUAAACUCAACAUCUUCAAGACAGUGAGAGAAAUUUCUGGAUUUCUGCUGAUUCAGUCUUGGCCAGAACGUCUAACCUCCCUCAGUCCAUUUGAAAAUUUGGAAAUAAUUCGUGGAAGAACCAAGCAGCUAGGUACGGUCAGUUUUGCUGCACUCAACAUUUCUAUCACCCACCUGGGUCUGUACUCCCUGACGGAGAUCAGUGAUGGAGAUGUGGUCAUCAGGAACAACCCCAAACUGUGCUACACCAGUAGCCAGCAGUGGAGGACGCUAUUCAAAUCAGACAAGCAAAGGUCUAAGGUGGAGGGCAAUGCAAACGCCACAGUGUGUAAGCUGCACAACAACACGUGUGACACCAUGUGCACAAAGGAGGGGUGCUGGGGCCCGGGGCCCACUAUGUGCUUCAGCUGCCUGCACUUCAUACGUAGGGGGCGCUGUGUGGACACCUGUAACCUUCUGCACGGGGAGCCGCGUGAGUAUGUGGAGAACACAACAUGCCUGCAGUGUGACCCCGAGUGCAAGCUUCAGAACGGGACAAACACAUGCCACGGCCCGGGCCCAGAUAAAUGCCUAGAGUGUGCUCAUUUCAAAGAUGGCUCCCACUGUGUCUCCAAGUGCCCUUCUGGUGUGCCGGGCGAGAGGGACACUUACAUAUGGAAGUAUGCCGAUAAAAUGAAGGCCUGCCAGUCAUGCCAUGAGAACUGCACUCAAGGAUGCACUGGUCCGGGUUUGGCAGGGUGUGACACCAAAAGUGGCUCUCGGCUGCCCCUGAUCGCCGCCAGCGUGGUGGGGGGGCUGCUGGCCUUCGUCAUCCUCUCCCUGACUGUCCUGGUGCUGCUGCGGAGGCGACACAUCGCGAGGAAGAGGACACUGAGGCGGCUGUUGCAAGAGCGAGAGCUAGUAGAGCCACUGACUCCGAGCGGAGAGGCUCCCAACCAGGCGCUGCUCCGGAUCCUGAAGGAGACGGAAUUCCGGAAGGUCAAGGUGCUUGGCUCUGGAGCCUUUGGGACCGUUUAUAAGGGAUUAUGGGUUCCAGAGGGAGAGGAUGUGAAGAUACCAGUGGCCAUCAAGGUGCUGAGAGAGGCCACAACCCCCAAAGCCAAUAAGGAGAUCCUGGAUGAGGCUUACGUGAUGGCCAGCGUGGACAGCCCCUACGUCUGUCGCCUGCUGGGCAUCUGCCUGACCUCCACUGUGCAGCUCAUCACCCAGCUGAUGCCCUAUGGCUGUCUGCUGGAUUACAUCAAGGAGAACAAGGACAACGUGGGCUCCCAGUACUUGCUCAACUGGUGUGUGCAGAUCGCCAAGGGCAUGUGCUACCUGGAGGAGCGUCACCUGGUCCAUCGUGACCUGGCAGCCAGGAAUGUCUUGGUGAAGACCCCCCAGCACGUCAAGAUCACCGACUUUGGCCUGGCCAAGCUACUCAACGCCGAUGAGAAGGAGUACCACGCCGAUGGUGGGAAGGUACCAAUCAAGUGGAUGGCCUUGGAAUCUAUUCUGCACAGGACCUACACUCAUCAGAGUGAUGUGUGGAGUUAUGGCGUGACAGUUUGGGAGCUGAUGACCUUUGGGUCAAAGCCAUACGACGGCAUCCCAGCCAAUGAGAUCGCAGGGGUCCUGGAGAAAGGCGAGCGUCUACCGCAGCCGCCUAUCUGCACCAUCGACGUCUAUAUGAUCAUGGUUAAAUGCUGGAUGAUUGACGCAGAAAGCAGGCCUCGUUUCCGGGAGCUUGUGGCUGAGUUCUCUAAGAUGGCCCGUGACCCACAGCGGUACCUCGUGAUUCAGGGGGAUGAGUGCAUGAACCUUCCAACGCCCACCGACACAAAGUUCUACCGCACGCUCAUCAGCAGCGAGGACAUGGAGGACGUGGUGGAUGCCGACGAGUACCUUGUCCCGUACCGCGGUUUCUUCAGUGGGCCCAACACCCCCCACACCCAGCCACAUCUUCUGAACUCCAUGAAUGGAUAUCCCAAUUUCAUCCUCCGUUACAUCACAGACCCCACAGAUGGCUCCUUUGAGAAGGACCUGCAAUCGAUUCCAGAAUAUGUGAACCAGAGUGAAACCGCUUUGUCAGACGUUAUGAAUCCAAACUACCAAGAUCCCGGGCCGCCCUGCCUCAGUCUGUCCUCUCCUGUUGGGGGCGAUGUUGAGGAGACAGAAGCUGAGUACCUUAAAUCCUUCAAAAGCAUAUCCGAGGGACCUGAGUACCUGAACACAGCACAACCCACCCUCCCCCGGGCCACCUUCACCCGGACUCGUCUCGGUGACUAUCAGACUAGCCUGGACAACCCAGACUAUCAACAGAACUUCUCCCCCACGGAUAAGUCUCAACUUAAUGGGCACUACCUGCCAGCUACAGAGAACUUUGAAUACUUGGGCUUGACCACUGCUGUACAGGCUGAGGUCCACUAGUGGAGUUAAGAGGAAUGAACAUUUCAGGAAAUAUUCCGUUUUUUUUUUCCAAACUUGUGAGAUUCCAGCUUGUGUAGCAGAAAGUGUUUCGGAGGUGUUACAGAUUGAUUUCAUUUGUAUUUGUCUUUGCUUGAAGUCAUAGAAGUCUGCUUUCAAGGCUCCAGUGACUGUCUGAGGAGAAACAACCAAAAUGCAGCACACAGGAAUCAUCUCUGACCUUUAAAUGACAUUUCCGUUACUUAGUUCAUAGUUUAUGUGUCUUAAAAGCUCUUUUUCAAUGGCUACCGUUCGUUUGGAAGCACCAGAGGUGUCAGGGCCAAGUGUACAUUUCAAGCCAUCGACACCUUUUAUCUUUAAGAUGUUUAAUGCGAAAUCUUCACACAAAGAUCUACAAGAGCUUCUUGUGUAUAAAUCCAUCAUUGAUCCAGUGCAAAACUGUGACCCACAGUCACAACUUUCUCCAAUUUCUCCUGUUUGUUGGUUGUUUGUCUAAAAUGUGAAUAAGAAGGACGUGGGCCAAUAGAAGAAAGAACAUACAGAUCUGUGAUGAUCUGUGAUGCUCGUAUGGGCAAAUAUAGCUUAGAUUUAGAGUUAUAAUUUUACACUUUUGACCUUGAGGUCAUACACACAGUGAUAAACAGUAAAGAAGACAUUGUUGACGUCCUUGUUGGAUACCAGGAUGUGUAAUAUAUACAGAAUGCUACUUAUUGUCACAUGGUAUUUAUGUCAGAAUGUAAUGAUAUACUGCCAAACAUGUAUGCUUUAAUAUGCUUUUAAUUUAUGCUUUUUGUAUAAACGGCCAUUGAUGAUUGUUUAUAUUUUUUAUUUCAAUGCCAAGAUUCUCUAUGCUUUGGGAUACCGAGGUCUGUCGUAGUAUUGGGGUUUAACUUUAUUCAAAAAGCUGGAUCAACCAUCUCCGUCUGUUUUUCCAUGUGAUUUAGCUUUUGCUCUUCCUUGUUAAACUGCUUCACAUAGAUGUAAUUUAACAAUUAGGAGUGUCAAUUAAUGUUCAUUUCAAAUGAGGUUAGGGUAGCAAGUCUUAGAAUGUAGUAGCACAAUAUUUUUAAUGGAAAAAGCACUCAGUCUGGAAGUGCUUAAAAUAAUUUAUUUUACCCAAAGGUUGAAUUUGAAAUUAGCCUUUAAUAAUUGAUGUUCAAUUGUGGUUAUGUUAUUUUACUUUCUUAAUCUAGGUUAAGCAUGGAAAUGCCAUUUCAAUGUAAUGAAAUGUGUUUUAAAGCUAAUGUUGACCUUUUCUAUACUUCCGCCCUGUCUCAGUAAAAUGUAUUUUCAUGGAGUGAGGACAGUUAAAUAAUCAGUUUUACCAUGAUUAUCAGAAUGAAACUUCAAGUAGCAAGUUGUUGAUUUGAGAUGUCAACUACAUUUUUUAAAACCAGUUUUACUAUUCAUUAGAUUUUAAACGUCAAAACAGAAUUCAAUACAAAAAUGGCUCAUUUUGGAAGAUUUUAUUCGGCAUAUCUGACUCGACAGAAGAUCGAAAGCCAUUAUUAUUAUUAGACAUCAUUGAACCGAUGUGGAUGGAGACUUUUAGACUGCAUUGCUUCAGAACCUUCUGUUUCCUCGAGAUCUUCAGAUUUUUGAGUUCAUUCAUCUUCUUCUUGGAUUGUCCUUUUCUUCUCCUUUUUUCAACUAUUGCAAGUAAUAUGAUCGUUUCCAAUGCACUGGGUCUUCUCAAGUGAAAGUCUUAAUUUUAUGAAGAAUCCAUUUGUUUUCCAUGUGGUGCAAAGCUUUUUCUUAGAAGUCUUCGCCCAAACCACAAUUCAAAGGCUGCUGUGCUUCUUCAUUGUCCAGCUUUCACAUCCAUAGGAAAUAGUAUAUUCUGAACAAUUCUAAUCUUUGUUCUUAGAGAUACUUCAGUACUUUUGAUGAUUUUACUCUAGGCUCUUCAUCAUUGUUGUUGAGGUUUGAUUCAAGGAGUCAAUAGUCGUCAUGACCUGUAGGCCUUCACCAGCAACACUACACAUGGCUGCAGCUUCCGUGGUCAUAACCUUGGUUUUCUUCACAUUUAGCCUCAUAUUUUCAUUUUGCCCUUUAACGGUUCUUAUAAAGGUCCUCAUGUACCUUUUGUCUUCUGCUGAAAAUGUGUUGGUAUAAUCUCAUUGAAGGUUGAUAACAUUGCUUUCUUCAAUCGACUUCUAUCUUUACAUUCUGUUCUACAUACAAGCUAUCUAAAUGCAUACAGGGAGGAUAUUAUUUUUUGACUGGCCUGGCCUGACUUUGGAACUCACCAAGAGUAACACAGUUGCUAUGGGAUUGGUUGGUCUGCAUGCAUCCUCCUUAACCAACUAGAUGAAUGGUCUAGACAAGUCAUGAAUGGAUGGACUGAUGGGCAUUGAGUUUGGUAAUAUUCUUAUACUACGUGUAAUAGAUUCCUUUUAAGAGUUGUAUAAAAGGAUAAUAUUCUGCAUUGACUUCAUAUAGCAUUACACAAAUAGAAUUACUUGCUAGAAUUGAUUUUAUUUUCCAUUUUGGAAGUAGAAUAAUGCAAGUCUUUUCUUUUGACCUUAAACUUGAAUAUUAUAACCUGGUAAACACUGUGAAUUUUGUUUUAUACUUUUUCUCUGUUCUGAAAAGUUCUCUCACUUUUGGAGAAGUAUUAUUAGCCAUUGGUGUUACUGUUGAUUGUUUGUUGUUUAAAAGAGAUCUGGUACAGUUGUUAAGCCACUUGAAGGCUCCUUUUAUGAUGCUUUCGUUAUUAUAAACAUGUCAAAGCAGGUUAGGACAGCUUAUUGUCAUAAUCUGAUUAACAUAAAAUGUUAUGAUGAAGUGACAUAAACAGUAUUUCACGUUUAAUAUCUUAUGUCACACGUUUACUAUGAGACUGCUGUCAAAAUUCAUUAAAACAUUCCAGUUAUUAUUCAUAA